AUGUAUGGUUUUACCAAUUACACUAAGAAGAAAGAACAAUGGAAUUACAUCCAGCAAAUAAGUGAGAACAAUAGUAAUCCUUGGGUAGUUAUAGGGGACCUAAACUUUCACUUAAUUGACAAUGACACUGGCAUUUAUUCUUCUACGGAUGGUUGGGUGAAUAGCAUAGUAUCCAGUAGUGGCUUAGAGGACAUAGAUUUCAUUGGUAAGGAUUAUACCUGGAACAAUAAUAACAUGGGGACUGGUGCUAUUAAAUCUAUAAUAGACAUGGCAUUAGUUAAUGGUAGCUGGAAUCUUAAUUUCCCAGAUACAGGAUUACUGCAUCUUACACAACUAGGAAGUGAUCACAGCCCCAUCAUGCUAGACACUGAUAUAACUGUCCCAAACUGUUGGAAGCCCUUUAAAUUUUUCUUAACUUGGAUCAAUGAUGAAUCUUGUUCAGUUGUUAUUACUAAUGCUUGUCAAUCUAGUGUUUCUGGCUCUCCUGGUUAUCAGUUAGUAAUUAAACUGUCCACUACUAGAAGGGAUCUAUCUUUAUGGAAUAGAGAGCAUUUUGGUAACAUCAACCAAAAGGUAGAUAAUCUCCAAAGUGAACUUAAUCAACUUCAAGAGCUUCCUCAAAAUUCCAACACUGAAGGUGAUAUCAUCAGAAUCAAUAAUGAGCUCAACAAGUGGCACAAAAUCAAGUCUGAGUUCUAUCAGCAAAAAUCCAGGGAUCACUUCGUCAAAGACAUGGACUCCAACAACAAAUACUUCCAUACUAAAGUCAACAAAAGAAGAACCAGGAACAACAUAGAUGUUAUUCAAGAUAACAACAACAAUUGGCUGCAAACUAGAGAACAAAUUGCUUAG
Molecule: messenger RNA, 852 nt
Organism: Papaver somniferum (opium poppy)
Lineage: Eukaryota; Viridiplantae; Streptophyta; Magnoliopsida; Ranunculales; Papaveraceae
Exons: 1
Coding region: 1-852 (283 amino acids)
Molecular function (GO): catalytic activity
Source: RefSeq, a predicted model, not a curated record